GUUUGUUUUGGGGUGCUGGUCUGGUGGGCGCUGGUCUGCAACAUCAUUGACGUGUCGGCAGCGGAUUCCCAGGGCAUGGAGCAGCAUGAGUACAUGGACAGAGCCAGGCAGUACAGCACACGCCUGGCCAUGCUCAGCAACAACCUGACGCACUGGAAGAAGCUCCCACUGCUGCCAUCUCUGACUAACCAACCACACCAAGUGCUCGCCAGCGACCCUGUUCCCUUUGCAGACCUGCAGCAGGUGAGCAGGGCUGGGCUGAGCCCUGAGCCCUUGCCAUGCUCCCCAGAGACAUAUCCUCAUCCUGGAGGAGCAGUAAUGCCCAGAGCCCUGACAUGACUUUUUAGAGC
This is a messenger RNA of Onychostruthus taczanowskii (white-rumped snowfinch), 350 nucleotides long. It is a transcript of the gene LAMTOR1, whose product is annotated as late endosomal/lysosomal adaptor, MAPK and MTOR activator 1. Bases 76 to 339 code for a protein of 87 amino acids. Lineage: Eukaryota; Metazoa; Chordata; Aves; Passeriformes; Passeridae. Gene Ontology annotation, biological process: regulation of receptor recycling; cellular response to amino acid stimulus; positive regulation of MAPK cascade. Gene Ontology annotation, cellular component: lysosome; Ragulator complex. The transcript has 3 exons. The record is from RefSeq and is a predicted model, not a curated record. Gene Ontology annotation, molecular function: guanyl-nucleotide exchange factor activity; molecular adaptor activity.